Molecule: messenger RNA, 1188 nt
Organism: Orycteropus afer afer
Lineage: Eukaryota; Metazoa; Chordata; Mammalia; Tubulidentata; Orycteropodidae
Source: RefSeq, a predicted model, not a curated record
UGCCCGUCGGGGGCCGAGCAGGGCGACGCGGCGGGCGGCGAGCGCGAAGAGCUGCUGCUGCUGCAGAGCACCGCCGAGCAGCUGCGCCAGACGGCGCUGCAGCAGGAGGCGCGCAUCCGCGCCGACCAGGACACCAUCCGCGAGCUCACGGGCAAGCUGGGCCGCUGCGAGAGCGGCCUGCCACGCGGCCUCCAGGACGCCGGGCCCCGGCGCGACACCAUGGCCGACGGGUCCUGGGACUCACCCGCACUCGUGCUGGAGCUGGAGGACGCCGUGCGCGCCCUCCGGGACCGCAUCGAUCGCAUCGAGCAGGAGCUCCCAGCCCGGGUGAACUUCUCAGCUGCCCCUGCCCCAGCCCCCGCUGUGCCCACCGCCCUCCACUCCAAGAUGGACGAGCUGGAGGGGCAGCUGCUGGCCAAGGUGCUGGCCCUGGAGAAGGAGCGUGCGGCCCUCAGCCACAGCAGCCACCGGCAGCGGCAGGAGGUGGAGAAGGAGCUGGACGCGCUGCAGGGCCGCGUGGCUGAACUGGAGCACGGGUCCUCGGCCUACAAUCCUCCGGAUGCCUUCAAGAUCAGCAUCCCGAUCCGCAACAACUACAUGUACGCCCGUGUGCGGAAGGCGCUGCCGGAGCUAUACGCCUUCACCGUCUGUGUGUGGCUGCGGUCCCGGUCGGGUGGCACUGGCCAGGGCACCCCCUUCUCCUACUCGGUGCCUGGGCAGGCCAACGAGAUCGUGCUGCUGGAGGCGGGCCAUGACCCCAUGGAGCUGCUGAUCAAUGACAAGGUGGCCCAGCUGCCCCUGAGCCUGAAGGACAAUGGCUGGCACCACAUCUGCAUUGCCUGGACCACGCGGGACGGCCUGUGGUCUGCCUACCAGGACGGUGAGCUGCGGGGCUCUGGUGAGAACCUGGCUGCCUGGCACCCCAUCAAGCCUCAUGGAAUCCUCAUCCUGGGCCAGGAGCAGGACACCCUCGGUGGCCGGUUUGAUGCCACCCAGGCCUUCGUGGGUGACAUCGCCCAGUUUAACCUGUGGGACUAUGCCCUGACACCUGCCCAGGUCCUGGGUAUUGCCAACUGUACUGAGCCACUUCUGGGCAACCUCCUCCCCUGGGAAGACAAGCUAGUGGAGGCCUUUGGGGGUGCCACCAAGGCUGCCUUUGAUGUCUGCAAGGGGAGGGCCAAGGCCUGA